CAAAGAAAGAAAAAGGCCUCUCACUCUCACCUCAAAAAGUGAAAUUUCAAAGGCUAUUUAUAACCCUUCGUAGACAGUCAGUCCCCAUUCCGAUUCUCACAACCAACAAACAAAAAAAAAUAUUGGUUGCCUCGGCCAUUCAAAGUCACACUAGCGUUUUAAAUAAGAUCAAACCCCUUUUUUACAUCUUUGGUUCCAAUACUCUUUGUCUCUCAGAAAAUCAAGAGGCCAUCCAUAUGAGCAAUCUACAUGCAUGCCUCCUUAGGAAAAGAACCAUGCUUAUAGUAAGAAGCUUCACCAUCUUGCUUCUCAGCUGCAUAGCCUUUAAGUUAGCUUGCUGCUUCUCUAGCAACAUUUCUUCUUUGAAGGCCCUUCCCCUAGUAGGCAACUUGGAUUUUGAACAUGUCCAUCAGGCCUCCAAAGAUUUUGGAAAUCGAUACCAGUUGAUUCCUCUGGCGGUCUUACAUCCCAAAUCGGUAAGCGACAUCGCCUCAGCGAUACGGCACAUCUGGAUGAUGGGCCCUCAUUCACAGCUUACAGUGGCAGCGAGAGGUCGUGGACACUCACUCCAAGGCCAAGCACAAACAAGAAAUGGGAUUGUUAUACGCAUGGAAUCUCUCCAUCCCCAGAAGCUGCAGGUCCACAGUGUGGAUGAUGUUCCGGCUCCAUAUGUUGAUGUGUCCGGUGGUGAGCUGUGGAUAAACAUUUUGCAUGAGACCCUCAAGUACGGCCUUGCACCAAAGUCGUGGACGGAUUACCUACAUUUAACUGUAGGUGGCACUCUUUCCAAUGUUGGAAUCAGCGGCCAGGCAUUCCGACAUGGACCACAAAUCAGCAAUGUUCAUCAACUGGAGGUUGUCACAGGAAAAGGCGAGAUCCUAAACUGUUCAGAGAGGCAGAACAGCGACUUAUUUCAUGGUGUUCUUGGUGGGUUAGGUCAGUUUGGCAUCAUAACACGGGCAAGAAUAGCACUGGAAGCAGCACCAACCAUGGUAAAAUGGGUAAGAGUGUUGUACCAGGAUUUCUCUGCCUUUAUCCAGGACCAAGAGCGUCUAAUUUCUGCAGAUAACAAAUUGGACUACGUUGAAGGGUUUGUGAUAAUAAACCGGACGGGACUCCUAAACAACUGGAGGUUAUCUUUCACCCCAGAGGACCCUUUACAGGCCAGCCAAUUCAAAUCUGAUGGAAGGACUCUGUAUUGUUUGGAGGUAGCCAAGUACUACUUCAAGCUCGACGACAAAGAUGUCAUCAGCCAGGGAGUCAAAGAAACAUUAAGUGAACUAAGCUACAUCUCGUCGACACUGUUUACAUCGGAGGUAACAUAUGAAGCAUUCUUGGACAGGGUACAUGUGUCAGAGGUGAAACUUCGAUCGAAAGGGCAAUGGGAGGUCCCGCAUCCAUGGCUGAACCUCCUGGUACCAAGAAGCACAGUGAAAAAAUUUGCAAAAGGAGUAUUCGGGAACAUCCUAACCGAUACAAGCAACGGGCCAGUCAUAGUGUACCCGGUGAACAAAGCAAAGUGGAACAACCGAACAUCAGCAGUAACACCGGAGGAAGAGAUAUUCUACCUAGUGGCGAUCCUAACAUCGGCAGUUCCAGGCAAGGAGGAUGGAGUUGAACAAAUUUUGAAGCGGAACCAAAGAAUACUAGAAUUCAGUGAAGCAGCAGGUAUAGGGUUGAAGCAGUAUCUGCCACAUUACACAACAAGAGAGGAGUGGAGAUCCCAUUUCGGUGCCAAGUGGGAUGAUUUUGUCAGGAGAAAAUCUAGAUAUGAUCCACUGGCAAUACUUGCGCCUGGCCACAGAAUCUUUCCAAAGGCACCAGUCUUCUCUUCUUACUCCUCAUCAUGACCCCCCAGAUUAUAGCAACCCUUUCUAGCCCAAUAUUUCCCAAACAGAUUUUUCGAUUAAAUGGAAUUACUUACUCGUCCAUUACAAAACGACAAACACGAACUACGAAAGAUUCCUCCGACCAAAGCCGUGGUUAACCUACUUUUGUCCUUCGAUACGUACUAUAUUGUGUAAUCAAUCUCCAUCUGUUUUCUUACGCACAUACUCAGACUUUACAACGAAAUCAUGAUGUAUGUGCUUGCCGUGUAAGAAAACAUUCAACGGCAAAAGGUUUCUCCUUUCUCUUCGAAUUGCAGAUUUAGUUGUUCUUCAGUAUGACUGGGUCUCCAAAACUGUAGAACAGAAAAGGGACUGGACUGUGUGAUGGUAAUAAUCGGGGUUCAAUCAAUUCUCUCCAAAAGGAUUAGAGAUUGUGAAAUGAUUCGAGAAAUAGAGACGGUGUAAAGCAGUCGAUCGGUUCUUCUGGGGAGGGUGAUCGGAAAUUAAUGUCUUCUCCAAGCUUUUUUUUUUAAUACUAAAACCCCCACGUAUGAAGCCCGAUUGUUUUUUUGGAAAU
Camelina sativa (false flax) is the source of this 2406-nucleotide messenger RNA. RefSeq names its product cytokinin dehydrogenase 6. The record is from RefSeq and is a predicted model, not a curated record. Lineage: Eukaryota; Viridiplantae; Streptophyta; Magnoliopsida; Brassicales; Brassicaceae. Gene Ontology annotation, molecular function: cytokinin dehydrogenase activity; FAD binding. Gene Ontology annotation, biological process: cytokinin metabolic process.